CUGCGUCGGGCGUUUGACGCUGAGGAAGUGGAUGAAACCGCCGAAGGUCCCCGCAGAUAAGCGAUUGUGCCAAUGUGUGAAAAGGGUCUCCACGCCGACUUAAACCGCAGUUAAAAACAUUUGGGGAGGUUUAUUUUUAGAGGAUAAUGCUGGAUGGUUGCACUCAUGAAAUUCACCAGAGACAUUUGCCGGCUGUUGGGACUCGGAAGCGGCCCUGCUGUGCAGCAGCAGGAGGAGCUGAUGGACUGUGUUGCUGCAACCUCUGACCCAUGUCAUAAUGCCACUUUAUCACAGAAUGCAUUAAAUGGAGAGGAGGAUCUGGGUGUGGAGGAGAAGGUCAAACAGAAAGCAGAGCGACGGCGAGCCAAGAGGAAGCGCCACCGGAAACGUAAAAAGCAAGAGCAGAUCAAGCAAAAUGACAACACUGAACAGGACGAUGAAGAGGACGGUGGUGCAGAGUCUGAACUGGAUGAGAGCGAGUCGGAAGCAGACGGCGCUGAAGAGGAAAAACAAAGAUCGGAGAACAAGGAAACAAAAUCAGACGCUUCUGACAAGCACGUUGCUACUCCAGUUAUGGCUGCUGCGGGACUCAAAGGACAGCAGAAGACAAAAGCCAAGUCAAAUGAAGAAGAACCAGAGUGGGAUGUGAGCAGUGCCUUCUUUGCUAAUGCUGCUAGCCAUAUCAAACCCAAAGGAUCAAGUCGCAAGUCCAAAGAAAACAAGGAAAAUGAGGCCAGAAAAGAGACAAACUGGACUGACAACAUGACCAAGAAAAGUGCAUUACUGACAGAAAAAGGUAUUAAGCUGGUGCAGGAAGGGCAGUACGCACAAGCGGUCUGCAUGUUUACGGAAGCCAUAAAGUGUGAUCCAAAGGAUUACAGGUUCUUUGGAAACCGCUCAUAUUGCUAUUACUGCUUGGAGCAGUAUCCUCAGGCGUUGGGAGAUGCAGAACGCUCAAUUGAGCUGGCUCCAGAGUGGGCCAAAGGAUACUUUCGCAAAGGGAGAGCUCUCAUUGGUAUGAAGCGGUACAGUGAGGCGGAAAAGGCUAUGGAGCAGGUGUUGAAACUGGACAAAGAUUGUGAGGAGGCCGUCAAUGACCUCUUCAGCUGCAAAGUCCUUCAGCUAAUGGAGUUUGGAUUUGAAGAGAUGCAAAGUGUUCUACUUCUGGAGAGGUUUUCAUCUGUGCAGGCUGUACUGGCAUCUUGUUCAGAUGCAGCAAGAGCUGGAGGCCAUGAUACAUCAAUUGUGCAACCAGGAAGCCCUUGCCCAUCUCUCUGGGUGGGAAAUGUGACAACAGAGAUAACGGAGAAACACUUAUGGGACCUUUUUAAAAUGCAUGGUGACAUAGAGAGCAUCCGUGUGCUGCAGGAGAGAUUCUGUGCCUUUGUGAAUUUUAGGAAUGCAAACAUGGCAGCUCGAGCUAUGGAAAAACUAAAUGGGUAUUGCAUUGAGAACACGCGUUUAGUUGUAAGGUAUCCUGACCGUCGCACUCAGAAGGUCCUUCCUAUUCCACUUAAGACGUUUCUCCCUGUCACACAGCAGGCAGGGACAGGAGCUGGUCCUCGGAGACGUGGUCCAGUUAAUGGAGACGAGUGUUACUUCUGGAGAACCACCGGCUGCCAUUUCGGGGACAAAUGUCGCUACAAACACUUUCCUGACCAGAAAGGCAAGGACAGGAAACCCUGGCAGCCUUGAACUCUGUUCAAGCUCUGCCUCAGCAGUGCUCGGGAAACAGAGUUGCUCCAAAAACCGCCUGCAAGGCUUGAACUAACCGCAUCCGGAUGUCUGGACUAACAUUAUAUUGGUAAAAAAAAUUCCGAGGAAGAUAGAGGAGUUGGGGAUAGUUCUGCAUUAGACAUACAAGACUCAGAGCAUGAAGGUGGUUCUGUUACCCAAAGAUCCAAAUGAAUGCCUUUGCUCAAAAGUACGAAACUGUCCAGGGGAGAACAACAUACCGUCACACUCGCAGCCCCAAUGGAACUUGCUUUUCUCUCUGAAAGCAACACUAAUCUCUAGAUCACAGUUAAUGGAAGUGAAAUUGUCUCAGCUUACUGCUGAAGGGGUGGAAAAUCAUGCCUGUCUUGUGUAAUACAGGUUAUGACAGGCAUCAUUAUGGAUACACCUGGGACCUUUUUUAAACAAUGCUAAUUAACCUCUCAGGUGAAUUUAUUUCCCACAUUUGCCUUUUAUUUCACGUCUGCAGGUAAUACUUGAGUUUCACUUGUAGUUUUUGUGCCAUUAUCGGCACCUGACCAAAGACAUUUCAGCACGUCACCCUGUGCAACAAUUAUGCAGCAUUAGUUAAGAUCAUUACAUUGGAGUAAGUAAAUAAGUGGACUGAAAGAUAAUAAAACACCUGUACAGGUAGGUGAUGUGGAUAAUUAAGUAUAGGUAUGUUCAGACUUCUGAUGGCCUCAUAAUGCCUGUAAGGCAUUUUAAUGUCAUUACUCUUGCAAUCCGAUGAAAACAACCCUCUUUAUUUAAAGGCUGGAAUACCUCAUUUGUUGAGUCUGUCUUAGAAGUGUUGUUUUUCUGUAUGGAAGUUUUGAGGCUUGUAUUUUGGCAUUUUUUUCUAUGUUGGACUGGAUUGCAUGACAUGAGGGGUGAUGUGCUUCAGUUCAGCUGGGUUAAUAGAUAAAUCUGUUUACCAUUUUGAGAUGAAGCUAUUUAAGUUGGUGAUCAGUAGAUUUUUCUCUCAAAAAUUAGCUUUGUGGCAUUUGUUUUUAGUCUGUGCCAAAACACGUCAGAGAAACACAUGUUCCCCGCCUCUAGGACGAAUAGGCACAAAAACAGUAAUAUGUAUCAUUUAUGGACCUUUUGAAAAGCAGUGUUCGUUACCUUGGGGCGUCAACAUCAGUAUUUUACUAAACUAUAGGAGCUGAUGGCUUUACAUUAAGUUUCAACACUAGACAGUGAAUUACACACCCGCUGGCAUGUUUUUUUUUUUGUCACCCGCUUGUCAACAACUACAGCUGAAGUCCACACUACAUUCACUAGCAAACUAUGCACUGCCUAGGAAGGGUAUUUAUUUUGCUAUUUAUAUAGAUAUAUUUCCCUUUUUCUUUUGAACACAGGAUACUUACAAACUAAAUCUAGGUUGUCAUUCACCCUCUCUUCAAAUGCAGACGCACCCCACCCCAAUCAGUGUCUUUGUGGCCUAGAUUAAUAGCAGUUUGAUGAGAACCGGGUCACAUGCUGAACUUCUGCUUUUCUUGUAUUACUUUUUGUUUUGUGGUUAGAGCUUGUGACAAAGGAAUUAGAAAACAAACCUUAAGGCUGCACUAGUUUUUAACAUGUGUCCUAGUUUCUCAUCUGAUUGGUGGUGUUCAGUAUUUUAAAUGCUAUUCUCGCAAUGCAUUAAAUUAUUUAGACCCACUAAACAUAUUUGAAUAAAGCACGUUGUUUUAAAUUUUAUUGUAUAAAUAUUUCUGUCUGGACUUUAAGGUUUCUUGCUCUAUGUACUUUCAUUAUCUCCACUUUAUUUAGAAUUAUUUUAUUAAAAUCUAUUUCAAGUUAUAUAUGUAUACAUACAACCAGAGCACUGUGAUUCUGUUAAUCUACCAAAAACUUUGAAUUUUUUCUGUAAUGCAAAUAAGAGUUUUAUAUUUAAUAAACAUUUUGUUCCA
Messenger RNA from Girardinichthys multiradiatus, 3626 nucleotides. RefSeq lists its product as uncharacterized. Gene Ontology annotation, molecular function: protein binding; RNA binding; metal ion binding. Bases 154 to 1695 code for a protein of 513 amino acids. The record is from RefSeq and is a predicted model, not a curated record. The transcript has 16 exons. Lineage: Eukaryota; Metazoa; Chordata; Actinopteri; Cyprinodontiformes; Goodeidae.